Molecule: messenger RNA, 1771 nt
Organism: Oryctolagus cuniculus (rabbit)
Lineage: Eukaryota; Metazoa; Chordata; Mammalia; Lagomorpha; Leporidae
Gene: RPUSD1
Product: RNA pseudouridine synthase domain containing 1
Biological process (GO): enzyme-directed rRNA pseudouridine synthesis
Molecular function (GO): RNA binding; pseudouridine synthase activity
Source: RefSeq, a predicted model, not a curated record
GGGCGGGCUGGCUGCGCGUGCGCCGGCGGGGCUCCGGUGCUGCUCCGUGGCGCGGGUGGCGGCUGCUGGUGGCUGCGUCUAGGGACGCGGGGGCUGCGGAGCGACAUCGGGGCCCGGACGGCGCCGUCCGGCUGCAGGCGCCAUGGAGCCGGGCAGCGUGGAGAACCUGUCCGUGGUGUACCAGAGCCGCGACUUCCUGGUGGUGAACAAGCACUGGGACCUGCGCAUCGACAGCAAGACCUGGCGGGAGACGCUGACCCUGCAGAAGCAGCUGCGGCACCGCUUCCCCGAGCUGGCCGACCCCGACACCUGCUACGGGUUCAGGCUCUGCCACCAGCUGGACUUCUCCACCAGCGGGGCGCUGUGCGUGGCCCUGAACAAGGCGGCCGCCGGCAGCGCCUACAAGUGCUUCAAGGAGCGGCGCGUCACCAAAGCUUACCUGGCUCUGGUGCGGGGCCACGUCCAGGAGGGCCGGGUGACCAUCAGCCACGCCAUCGGCAGGAACAGCACGGAGGGCCGGGCCCACACCAUGUGCAUCGAGGGCACACAGGGGUGCGAGAACCCCAAGCCGAGCCUCACGGAGCUGGUGGUGCUGGAGCACGGCUCGUACGGGGGCGACCCCGUCUCCAAAGUGCUGCUGAAGCCGCUGACGGGCCGGACGCACCAGCUGCGGGUGCACUGCAGCGCCCUGGGCCACCCCAUCGUGGGUGACCUGACCUACGGGCUGGCCUCGGGCCAGGAGGACCAGCCCUUCCGCAUGAUGCUGCACGCCUUCUACCUGCGCAUCCCCACGCGGGCCGAGCGCGUGGAGGCCUGCACGCCCGACCCCUUCCUGCCCACCCUGGACGCCUGCUGGAGCCCCCACACCCUGCUGCAGCCCCUCGACCAGCUCGCCCGGGCCCUGCAGGCUGCCCCCGACCCUGAGCCCACAGACAGGGCCCCCCGAGCCUGCAGCCCCUCGGAACCCCUGCCCGGGCCGGGCCGGCCCCCACCGCCCCGCACCAAGCCCCCAGAGACUGAGGCACAGCGGGCCUCCUGCCUGCAGUGGCUGUCGGAGUGGUCGCUGGAGCCAGGCCACUGAGCCGUGGGCCGGGGCUGCCGUGCCGCAGAGCCCAAGGCCUGGCCCUCCGGGGACGUUGCUCCUGGGCGGCAGCCAGGCCUCGGCAGGGCCGGGGGGUCCGCAGGGGGUGAGGACGAUGCACUCUGGCUUGGGGCCGAUGCCGGUCCCCUUCCCACCGUCCCGGGGGCCUCUAGCCAAGAGGCUGGGCCAGGAUCUGGCCAGUGUGCCCCAGGGGGGGCUCCCAGGUGGCUGUGGCCCCCAUGGAGGGGCUGAGAAGUGCCCUGGCCACAUCCCUGGCUGUGGCCCGAAGCCCGCAAGAUUCCAGUAGCUCUGCCCACACUGCUCAGGUCGUCUGACCCCCAGCCUGGCCAGCACCCCCGCAUGGCCCUGUCCCCUGCCCGGCUGGGGUCUGGGCGCGUCUGGCCCACCUCGUGCCUUCGCUUCUGCUGGCCACCUCUGCCCAAGCCUCGUCUAGUGGACUAGGAGCUUGGCGCCGGGCAGGGACGGGGCAGUGGCCGGGGAGCCCUGGCCACACGCGCAUGGUCCUCCAGCCUGACUGCCGAGUCUCCUGGGCGCUGCUGGCCGUAGCGCCCACCGUGUUGCACCUGCCUGGCCCCCACACAGCCACGGGGCCAGUCUCAGCCUCAGAGCCACACCCCUCUUCCCCACGGCCCAGCCGUGCAGAACUGGAAUAAACGCUCUGUGACUAGC